AUGCCCUUUACUUUCCCGACCGAUGUUAGUAAUUCUACAGAUAUAGUCGUGAAUCAACGUCGAUCUCACCGAACGCAUCAGGCUGACUCCUCGGCUAGUAUUCUUCUUACCCCCAGAGAGUUGGUUUCAUUGAGAUAUUUGGUGAUUAUUACCAGUUCCAUCUCUCUCGUCUUCUGUUUUGCCACUGUGUUUCUACGAUUAUUUCGACGAUGGUAUCAACGCAAAGCAAUCACUUUUCGUGAUCAAAUUCAUAUUACCCUCUUUGUCGUCCUUUUUUUUCGUUCCAUCAUUCAAUUCGUUCACCCUGCUUUCACCGUCCACAGACCGUAUUAUUGGGACCCUGCCAGUCGAUGCUUUACGUUGGGUUUUUUUCUAUUAGUCAUGAUUCGGAUGUCAGAUUACUGGAUUUUAAUUAAUGUCAUUCACAAUGCGUUUCUUGUGCUUAACCCUGUGUCUAUUGAUGUGGAUCGCGGCGGGAUUUAUCGCUUUCGACAUACCGUAUAUGUGUUGUCCAUUGUCUUUCCAUUAACAGUCGGAGCUCUUGCUUUCAUAAAUGAAAAGAAUACGUUUGUUAAUUUUCAAACCCGAUGCUUUCUUCCGUUUCGACCAGUUCGCUUCUACUGGGCCCUUAGUUGGGGAUUCGAUUACCUACUUACAGCAAUCAUCUUUACACUUCAUAUGUGUAUGUUUAUUUCCAUUCGAAGAAAAAUAAAGCAGUUUCAGAAUACUUCCCGUGAUAAUCCGGAUAUUUUUUGUACAGACGAUCUUGAGACCGGCCCUCGCAGCCCUUCUCAAGUUGUGUUACCCCCUUACUUGGAAAAUCUAUCCUCCUCCUCUUCCUCUUCCUCUUCCUCCUCUCCGCAUUCCCAACGAAUUCCUAAUCGCAUUAAUGAUACGUUUGAUUACGCUCAUAAUCCCUCUCCCUCUCCUAAUCCUCAACCCCCUGCAUUGCCAUCCGAUGCACACCAGCAUUCCUAUCUUUCACCUAAUAUGUACAAUCAUCCUAAUCCUUCAUUAUCCAAUGCAUUUGAAAACUCCGAAAACCGACAAACGUUUGAAUUGACUUCUGAACUUCAAAAUGAAUUUGACCAAGUUCUUGAAAACAGCCAGCAUAACGAUGAUACAGUUAAUAGUGCAAUGGCUUAUUACGAAAAAGACCUGCGUGGGAAUCCGCUAAUAAAACAAAGGAAACGUGUCUUACGACAAUCAAAAUUCCUUUUUGCAUAUCCCGCAGUCUUUUUCAUAAUGUGGUUCCUUCCUCAGCUUCGUUAUGUCGUUACUUUGGCAAAUAGCAAAAAUGAAUGCGGCGGCUACUGUAAAGGUUUUGCUUAUGUCGCUAUAUUUUGCGAUAAUUUCGUUGCUAUAUUUUUGACCCUUUGUGAUUUGGUGUUUGCGUGCUACCAAGGCACUACAAAUUUUUUCAAGAAAAAGAAAUAUAUUUUAGUUGUGGAUUUUCUAAAAAAACCUUUUAAUCGAAUGCACUAUGCUGUGCAUGAAAAAGCCUAA
Molecule: messenger RNA, 1506 nt
Organism: Schizosaccharomyces osmophilus
Lineage: Eukaryota; Fungi; Ascomycota; Schizosaccharomycetes; Schizosaccharomycetales; Schizosaccharomycetaceae
Gene: git3
Product: G-protein coupled receptor Git3
Exons: 1
Coding region: 1-1506 (501 amino acids)
Biological process (GO): adenylate cyclase-activating G protein-coupled receptor signaling pathway
Cellular component (GO): plasma membrane
Molecular function (GO): G protein-coupled receptor activity
Source: RefSeq, a predicted model, not a curated record